AUGGAGUCCGUCAUUACUGUGCAGCGACACCAAAGAAGGAAGAAGUUCAUCCUCUGCUUUGACGGAACUGGAAAUAAAUUCUCCGGUACUGAUGCAGAUUCAAACAUUCUCAAGAUUUACCGUAUGUUGGAUCGCAACGAUAAUGACCAAUUCCACUAUUAUCAGCCAGGAAUUGGAACAUAUGUUAUUACCAAAUCAUUGUCGCAUACCAGUCGCUUUGACAGGCUGAAAUCCUGGUACCAGAAGGCUAAAGACAGCGCGGUAGGUACUUCAUUCGACGCACAUGUGAUGGGAGGGUAUAAGUUCUUAAUGCGAUACUAUUUACCUGGGGAUGACAUAUAUCUCUUCGGGUUCUCCCGUGGUGCAUACACUGCUCGGUUCCUCGCUGAGAUGUUGGAUCAUGUUGGCCUUCUAUCAGCUGGAAAUGAGGAGAUGUGCAGUUUUGCUUGGAAGACAUUCCAGAAAUGGCAAUGCCGCCAAGAACGCAGCGCCGAAGAAAAAGCACAGAAGAAGUACCUCCUAGACUUUAUGUGCGCAUUCAGGGAAACCUUCAGCCGGCCUGUCCGUCGCAUACGCUUCCUUGGUCUUUUCGACACAGUAAACAGCGUGCCGAAGUUCGAGAAUGCAUGGAUGCAGAGAAGCAAGUUUCCAUACACAGCUCGAAGCUCUGCCAAGGUCAUUCGCCAUGCUGUCGCAAUUGAUGAGCGCCGAGCGAAAUUUCGACAAGACUUAAUCUCGGAGAUGAAACCAAACAAAUCACACAAGUACAAGCGUCGCUGUAAACAUCACUGUUAUCUGAGUUCAGGGGGAACUCAUGAUGCUGAGCAUGAAGAGCAAACUAGAGGACGUAAGCCGUCUGACGUGGGCCAGUGGUACCCGUCAGGCAGGCGGGAUACGCUGGUAGUCCCUGAGCGGUAUCGUGAUCACUCAGAAACGGCAGGAAUUCGAAACUUAAGUCCUGGGAUUUCUCUUUCCGAUGUGUCCCAUCCGGUAUCCGCCGCGUCUUCAAUCUCCAAUAUCUCAUUGACAGCAAUCCAACGCCACGAUGACUCAGACUCAGACGGGGAAGAUGAACAAGACAUUCAAGAAGUGUGGUUUGCGGGGUGUCACGCUGAUAUUGGAGGUGGUUGGCCUCUUGGCCCGGGAGAAGACUCCGCCCUAAGCCAUGUUCCUCUUGUCUGGAUGGUUCGUGAGGCUCAACGUGCAGGUCUCUCCUUCGACAACGUCAAACUCCGCAUACUUAAUUGCAGCCAUGAGGAACCCACUCAAGAACCCGAGCCACAACGUGCAACUCUUUAUCCGGUGCCGACAAUCGAAAUUGAUCCGGCCUCUCCCAGCCCCGAACGUGAAGUGUCCACGCUCGGCUAUCGACUAGGCGAGCCCACCAUCAGGGUCAGUGAAGAAGAGAGUACCUUAGCUACGCAUCAUCAUCGCUGGCACAACACCAAUUUCCACAGGAUUCUGCGCGAUGCUGCUACCUGCGGUAAAAUCCACGAUGUGCUCCAAUUUCACAACGGUGCCUCCAAGCUUUCGGUCAUUUCCUGGAACAUUAUGGAAUACCUUCCCUUCCGACGUAUGGACUUGCAAGAAGACGGGUCUUGGAAAAGCAUAACCUGGCCAUUACCUAAAGGUGAAGUUCGCGACAUUCCCGAAAGCGCAGUAAUCCAUUCUAGCGUCAUUAGAAGAAUGGAAGCAGAUUCGGGUUAUAGACCAGGGAACUUGAUUGUUGGAGGGGGAGGGAGAGGGGUAAGGAAGGCACCAAAUGAACUUGGCAUGGGAAAAUGGCGGGUUCAUAGAGAAGAACAUGAUGCAAUCGGAGAAGUCUACAUACGUGCCGAGCCGCCCGAGAGGAGGAAGACGAAUGGAGAGGGUAUGAGGCCUUUGUGUCUUGCCCCAAAUGGGCCGCAAGGGAUGUUCCUUGGUGCGAGGUAG
Messenger RNA from Lindgomyces ingoldianus, 1932 nucleotides. RefSeq lists its product as uncharacterized. NCBI's taxonomy places the organism in Eukaryota, Fungi, Ascomycota, Dothideomycetes, Pleosporales, Lindgomycetaceae. The record is from RefSeq and is a predicted model, not a curated record. Bases 1 to 1932 code for a protein of 643 amino acids. The transcript is spliced from 5 exons.